Messenger RNA from Wasmannia auropunctata (little fire ant), 1007 nucleotides. RefSeq lists its product as uncharacterized. Bases 194 to 778 code for a protein of 194 amino acids. The record is from RefSeq and is a predicted model, not a curated record. The transcript has 7 exons. Lineage: Eukaryota; Metazoa; Arthropoda; Insecta; Hymenoptera; Formicidae.
UGCGUCAGUGCGUCCUGCCGUGACGAUGCUUGAAGUGUUGCACUACAUUUGUGAGAACAUAAACGCAUAUUUGCAGUGAAUAACGGAACAUAACCUAAGAGAGAAACUAAAAAGCUGUGAAUUGUGAAACGAUUGUGUAUAACUUCUUUGUGGGUGAACAAAAGAGUUUUCCAAGUGUUUUGUGACUCAUUUUAUGAUGAACGAAGUAGAACAAUUUUUGGAAAAGAUCGAGUUGAAACUAUAUUGGCCCACGUUUAAGCAGAACGCAAUAACUACACUUGAUAGGUUAUUUCUUAUUACUCCUGACUUUGCUAAAGAGUUGAUCCAACCCAUUGGUGACCGGAUUGUGCUUUUAAAAAACAUAAGUGCACAGAAUAAAAUAAUAGAGUGUACCGAACUUGGUACCGAACAAUUUAAAUUAGCAGAGAAUUUGGAACAGAUUUUACAAGAUCAUAUAAAGGGUGAUGCAAUAUUAUUUUAUUCUAAACAGAAUGGCUUCUUAAAUGCAGAGGCAAGAGGAAUUCUCUUAGAUAUUGUAGCAAAUUAUAUGCUUAAAAUAAACAAAAAGCCCUCAUCUUACGAAAUUGGUUUAAUUAGCAAAAAAAUCUGUGAGCUGUUUCCCUCUGAGACUGAAGAUACUUAUUACUAUCUGCCAUAUACAAAUGGCCCAAAUCAAAAAAAUUCUGCUGGAAAACUCAUAGAUAAGAUCCGAAAUACCAAAUCGUUACUGAAAAAAUUGUGUUGCAUAUCCCUUCAGGCAAAGCGAUACCGAUUCUAAAGAAACUGAAGGUCAAUCUUCCGUCGAAGAAAAUGAUGAAACUGUUGAAAUAGCAGUCCGAUGGUUAAAGAUCAGUCGUGAACCUUGGCCAGAUAUUUUGAAAAAUUGGGAGAUUACAUAUGAUUUCAGGCAAAGAAUGCUUGUAGAUGAAAAAACUGAUAAAGGUGAUCCUUUGCCAGUAAGUGAUUAUUAUGAAGAAUGGGAAAUUUUAUCACUUCCUCAGGGCUAU